GUUUCGCCACCUGUACCGUUUAGCUGCGUUGCUUCCCGUUCUGCCUUCUCUUUCCCCCUUCAUUCUGUUCGUUUAUCCUCGCCGUUGGCCUUUACAGCGCCAUAGGCCUACGCUUUGGCUUCCCCUUCCUCUUCUCUCAUCCUUCUCGAAACCCUAGAUUGUUGAUCUGAUCCGUAGCUAUUCUUCCCCUCCGAUUUGGUUUCAAUUCUUAAUCUGUGUGGUAAAUGGUGGAGACGGAGCAUUGGGAUCUGUGAAUCCGUCGAAAUUUCAGUCCCGGCGGUGGCGAUGGGAGCUUUUUGGACCGAUGAUGACAGGAAGAUGGCGGUGGCGGUUCUCGGCCCCCAGGCCUUUGACUAUCUCGACGCUCGGCACGCCGCCUUCCCCGACGGCCACCUAACCGCUGUCGGCGGCGGAAACGUCGACCUGCAGAACAAGCUCCAGGACCUCGUGGAAGGCCCCGGAUCCGCAUGGGCUUGCGCCAUCUUCUGGCAGAUCUCGCGGUCGGUGGAUGGGGAGCUCGUGCUCGGCUGGGGCGACGGCUACUGCCAAGAGCUCGGGGAUGGCGAGGAAGAGAGCGGCGGCUUUUCGAGUCAUCCCCUCGACGGCGUGCGCCAGAAGAUGCGGAAGCGGCUGCUAGAGCGGCUGCACGCGCUCUCCGGUGGGCUGGACGACGAGAACUACGCGCUUCGGCUUGACCGCAUCACUGAUGCAGAGAUGUACUUCCUGGUAUCCAUGUACUUCUCGUUUCCCAGAGGGGAUGACGCUCCCGGAAGGGCUUUCGCUUCUGGGAAACACAUAUGGAUAUCCGAGGGGGAGCUAAUGUCGCCAGCGUGCUCCAAUUACUGCGUGCGGGCAUAUCUCGCAAGAUCUGCGGGUUUCCGAACGAUCGUGUUCGUUCCAUGCGAUGCCGGCGUGCUUGAGUUGGGCUCGGUGAAUGGCUUGCCUGAAAGCUUCGAAACGCUUCAGAUGAUCAUAUCCGUAUUCGGUCAGGGCCACAUAAAGCUGACUGCCGUGGCUGGGGAGAAGACAGACAAAAAUAUGUUUCCGGUUUCCGCCUUUCCUUAUAGUGCCAAAGAUCAAGUCGACAAGUUUCCGAAGCUUAUUUUUGGGACGGAUUUGAGCACUGGCCGCCGUAAUGCUAAUGAGAGAGCUUCAAUCGUGAAGCGGGAACAGAUCCAAAUGGAUAUAAUCACAAAGCAUAGCGAUCGGCAUCAGACAAGCCCACUCGUCAAUGGUGCUGCGAUGCCUCAGUGGAACCAGCUCCACCAGCAGCAGCAGCAGCAACCACCAGGGCAACAGCAGCACCUGGAAUCGCAUUCACGCCCUCUGCUGGCAUCUGGCCAAAUUAAUUUCAUUUCGGAGGCGCUGGCAAAUACUCCUUCCACUGGUAUGUUGAUGACUCGUACGGGUGCGGCUGACUCGGAGCUCUCAGACGUCGAGAUUCCAUCCAAAGAAGACAACCCGGUGACAAUGGAAGAUCGCCGACCAAGAAAGAGGGGUCGUAAGCCGGCAAAUGGCCGGGAAGAGCCCCUCAACCACGUAGAAGCCGAGCGCCAGAGGAGGGAGAAACUUAACCAGAGGUUCUACGCACUGAGAGCCGUGGUGCCCAAUAUCUCCAAGAUGGAUAAGGCCUCUCUGCUCGGGGAUGCCAUAACCUACAUCACUGAACUCCAGAAGAAGCUCAAAGAGAUGGAGGCGGAGAGGGAGAUGUGGGGUGAUCCAUCAUUCAUGGAUUACAAACAUCAGGUCCAUUGGCCUGAGAUCAAUGUCCAAGAAGCACGGGAUGAAGUAAUUGUUCAAGUGAGUUGCCCUAUGGACAGGCAUCCGGUCUCCAGGGUCAUUCAAGCGCUCAAGGACUCACAGAUUAAUGUGGUGGACUCGAAGGUUUCCGCUUCUAAUGGCUGUGUCCUGCACACGUUUGUGGUGAAGCCACUAGGGUCCGAGCAGCUUACGAGCGAGAAGCUAAUGGCUGCUCUUAACUCUUGAGUUGAGCGCCAGUUAACAUUCUCAUGACAAGAUGGCUACAUAUUUUAGUUUUCUUUGUUAAGUGAAUUAGUUUAUAUUGACAGUUAUACCACCAUUUAAGAUUCCGUAGCCUAUAACUUAGCUGUAAGACCACUCACCACCAUAACCAUUGCCUACAGUUGGUUGAGUGGGUAAUGCAGUGUACUCGGUGAAUUAAUUUUUGUUCCAUAGAUUCUUUGCUCA
This is a messenger RNA of Zingiber officinale, 2208 nucleotides long. Its product is annotated as transcription factor MTB1-like. Lineage: Eukaryota; Viridiplantae; Streptophyta; Magnoliopsida; Zingiberales; Zingiberaceae. Gene Ontology annotation, molecular function: protein dimerization activity; DNA-binding transcription factor activity; transcription cis-regulatory region binding. The record is from RefSeq and is a predicted model, not a curated record. The transcript has a single exon. Gene Ontology annotation, biological process: regulation of DNA-templated transcription. Bases 286 to 1986 code for a protein of 566 amino acids. Gene Ontology annotation, cellular component: nucleus.